CUGAUCGCAGCACGCUGAGACGACAGUGAUGGCAGGCAAAAUCGCUUUGCCACUCCAGCAACUCAUUUCAUCACUGGACAAUACGUGUCUGCCAAAGAUCCUGCAGGUUGUCUCUGGAGUUUAUUUUCAAGGGUCUGUGUAUGAACUCUCUGGGAGUGAAGUUUCCUUUUCGACGGGGGAUCUAAUAAAGGUCACUGGCAUUGAGCUUCACUCUGUGAGCUGUAACGAUGUCAGCAGCAAUGAGACGUUCGAGCUCCCCAUCAACCACACAGGCCUGUUCAAGGUGGUUCCAGAGAAGAUGCCGUACAGUACACUAGAGGAGAUGUUGAGUCUGAGGCCUGUGGGCCUGGAUUCCUGCCUGCCCUUCACUUUCACCAGCCGCUCCAAGAUAACCAUUGACAAUUUCACACUGGGAGCUGGGAGGGCUUUGACUCUGCUCUGCAUUGAGCAUCACGAGGGUAAGGAGGACCAGGUCCGCUGCCAGAUACAAGGACAACAGGAGGCCUUAGCAGAAGUGUGUAUCCCGCUGUCUGCCCGAGGGGAAUUCUGUGAGUGUGAGAGCGACGAGUGCUUCACCCUGCAGAAGAUCCUGUCCUCCGAUGACCUGCGUACCCGAAGGUUCCGCCUCCUCAAUCCCACUAAAUGUGACCGGUCAUUUGUCAUCAGUCCCAUUUACCAGGUCCACGCCCUCAUGGACUUGAGGAAGGAUGCGCUGAAGUUUCCGUCCAGCUUAGAGGUGGAUGUGAUCGAUGUCACAGAGCUGUGUAAAGAUGUUAGUUUUGUGACCCCGCUCAGUCUGACCGAAGUCCUCUCUGAGCCGGAUGAAUCGUUCCCUUCAGUCGUGGAGAUACAGGAACCUCCGGUGUCCCACUCUCUGUUCAAGUGCAGCUGGCUGACAGCGCUAAGCAAGAGCAAGCGACUGGUUUUCCACAAGACAGGAACCUCAGCCAUGGUUCUGUUAUCGAGCCUGAAGAGCCGCAAGGUGCAGCAGUACUUCCUGGUGUCUCAGCAGUACGGCGGACGUUUUCGGAGACGGCCAAGAGAGUUUCACUCCGUGUACGAGCUGUAUGUCGCUUCAAUCCAGACGCCAGGCCUGAGGGUCAGUGUGACGAGGAACUGCGAGGAGGUGGAGGAGGAGGGUGUGCCUGCCCUCAGUGUGGGGGAACAGCUGGAGGUUGUUCGCUGUGAAACAAUGGAGCUGCCACUUGGAAUCAGCCAAGUAGGGAAGCAAUCAGUAGACGCUCUAUUGUGUCAUCGUCUCCAAGAGCCAGAUGAUGGAGAUGAUGGAGAUGAUGAGGAUGAUGAGGAUGAGGAGGAUGAUGAUGAUUAUAUCAAUGAAAACAAGGCCGCACAGGAAGAUAAGAAAGAGGAGCUGUCUCUGCCUCUGUACAUGCAGGGUCACUUUGUGGAGGUACUCACAGACAACAAGAGGUACAAACUCAGGGAUUUGGGAAAGCACUUUUGUUUGCCGCUGGAUGUUAAAGUGGUGAGCCGUGACACCGGACUCGAGACUGAUCCACUGGUUGGCCUAGCAGGUCUCAGAAUAGAGGGGGCCAUGUUAGAGCCCACCAUCCAGGCCAGCUUCCCAAACAAGCCAGACCACUGUUUUCAGAUCCCAACCCAGUGGGUCUCUAUGUCUGUCUCUUACACCAAGGAGCCUUUGCCGUGGCCCAGCGACGAGUCCCCUAAAUGCCACGUGGACAGAGUUACCGAGGUGACAGACUCAUUCUUUUAUGAAUUUCGCAAACGGGGCAACACAGACGUAGCUCCUCCUCCUCGACCACCAAAGCGAAAUCUGCCUUCUGUAGACCCUCAUAAAAAAACAUCAAAAUCUCAGAAGAAAUCCUCCAAGGGCAUCAAAUCCCACCAAAGAGCCGAUGACAGUCCCAGUGCCCCAAGCAAAGAGUUGGCCAACUUGACUUUGAAUACCAAAAGAAGGCCCCCAGCUCCGCCACCUCCAGACAUCCCAGAGGAUCAGCCCCCACUGCUUGCUCCCCGAAAGCACUUGGCAGCAGAAAUGACGACAGGUAAAGCACCGCUGAACAACUAUGUGAAAAUGGAGGAAACUGUGAAGAGAGUGCCACUGAUGGAGUGCACAGCAGAUGUGGACAGUGACCAUGACUAUGAAACCAUGGAUGAUUCUCUGGUGGAUCUGCUGAAGAAAGCACAAGAGACUGCCUUGUACUUCUAAAAAAUGACAUUCAGAAGUUUUUCUUCCGUCUUGAAUUAUUUUAUGAUAAUGUAGCUAAUAAUAAGUCAAAUAUACAGACUUUUUUUUUAACCUACGAUUUAAGUGUACAUGAUUUAAAUGACAUGCCGAAAAUGAUUGUUUGUAUUUAUUUAUCAAUCGCGUAUCUUUGAGGUGUGUAGUUUCAGUCAUCCUGAGGUGUAGAUGCAGAAUACUGAGGUCAAAGAAAAGCACACGUGUAGAGCAGGUGGUGAUCAGUGAUAAUGUUGGCAGCAGUUUUCUUCUCACACAAACAGUUGUUGUUGAGACACCAUCUUAGAUUUUUAAAUCCAAAAAGGAAACAUUUAGUCCCUUUCACCAUGUGUUGAUUUUAUGGGGCCAAAGAUUCAGCUGCAGAGUAGAGUAAAUCCACAUUGUAUUGAUUUGUUUCACUAUAUUUGCAUUUAUUCUAAAAGUCAUUUCCUGUACGUGCAAACCUAACACAGAGGGUUUGAUGCGAGGCCACUGUUAACCACAAUGGUAACAAAAUGGCAACUGCGUGUUCUCACAAGUUCAUGGGUUCUGUUGUUGCUUGCAGUACCGGAAGCUCCCACUAAUAAA
Messenger RNA from Solea solea (common sole), 2788 nucleotides. RefSeq names its product thymocyte selection associated family member 2 (gene themis2). Bases 29 to 2191 code for a protein of 720 amino acids. NCBI's taxonomy places the organism in Eukaryota, Metazoa, Chordata, Actinopteri, Pleuronectiformes, Soleidae. The record is from RefSeq and is a predicted model, not a curated record. Gene Ontology annotation, biological process: T cell receptor signaling pathway. The transcript has 6 exons.